GAAACAUAUAAUUAAAAACAAAAUCCCUAGAAAAAAUACAGGUUUGAGGAAUGGCUCUAGCUAUGGCUACAACUGCUGGCUUCUGUGGCUCUUCUCAUGCAGUCCUGGCAGGCAGCCUCCAGCUCAGUAGCUCAUCAAGCCACUUGAGCAUGCCUAAAACAAAUAGAAUUGCCUUUGCUGAACCAGGUCCGAGAGUUCGAGCCCAGCAGCAGACCUCAGCUGAGACUGAGACCGGCCGCCGAGCCAUGUUGGGGCUUCUUGCUGCUGGGAUGGCCUCAGGGUCAUAUGUUCAGACCGUGCUAGCCGAAUCCAUCUCUACCUUGCCGACAGUCCCUGACAAAAUGCGUAGAAAAAUCAUAGUCGCUGGAAUCCCCGGUUUAUUAUCUGAAAAAUCUGACAGCCAGGGCCUCAUCCGUGCCGCCGCGAACCUCCGUAUUGACGGAUUGGUGCUAUUACCCGUAGACAUAACAAAGCUACCACUUAUCAACGUAGAGGAUCAUCCCAACCUCCCAUUCGAAGUGCAGGCUUUCAUGGACCAGAUUCUUCUUGCUGAUGCUAUACUCUUCUCUGCGCCUGAGUACAAUUACUCCGUCACUCCUAUUACUAAAAACGCAAUUGAUUGGUUAUCCCUGAGGCCAGAAACUCUGGCUGGUAAAACUGCUGCAAUCAUCAGCACGGGAUGGGAUUUUGGUGGGGGCAGAAUGCAAUAUCAUCUCCGCCAGAUUGGGGUUAGACCUGAUUUGCAUUUCAUCAAUAAGCCAGAGGUAUUCGUGAGUACAACUGUCGAUGCACAAAACCCUCCAAAGUUUGAUGCCAAUGGCGACUUGAUUGAUGAUAACGUCAGGGCACAGUUGCAGCAACUUCUCAUAUCCUUGCGAGAUUUUACAGUACCAUUAAAGUACUGUAGCAACAAGAACAGGGACAGUGGUAUUCUCCCAUGAUCUCGCAACCUCGUUGUUCUGGGACUUGAAGAAUGAACACGAACUACUUUGUGAUUGUGCAACUUUAAGAAUAAAAAAUGGCAUAAAGCGGAAGUUGCUUUGAUCAGAAAUUAUGUAAUUUGGAGUCAUGUACUCUUUUUCUCAAUAAUGUUACAUAUAUGUGCCACCCAAUUUCGUUUCCUUUGAAA
Molecule: messenger RNA, 1129 nt
Organism: Sesamum indicum (sesame)
Lineage: Eukaryota; Viridiplantae; Streptophyta; Magnoliopsida; Lamiales; Pedaliaceae
Product: NADPH:quinone oxidoreductase
Cellular component (GO): cytosol
Molecular function (GO): FMN binding; oxidoreductase activity
Source: RefSeq, a predicted model, not a curated record